Messenger RNA from Vombatus ursinus (common wombat), 923 nucleotides. It is a transcript of the gene UBE2F, whose product is annotated as ubiquitin conjugating enzyme E2 F (putative). The record is from RefSeq and is a predicted model, not a curated record. Gene Ontology annotation, biological process: protein neddylation. The transcript has 10 exons. Gene Ontology annotation, molecular function: NEDD8 transferase activity. Bases 92 to 649 code for a protein of 185 amino acids. Gene Ontology annotation, cellular component: nucleus. Lineage: Eukaryota; Metazoa; Chordata; Mammalia; Diprotodontia; Vombatidae.
CCUCAGGCCAUGAAAGUUAAAGAGAAGAUGGAUCCAUAAUCCCCUGCUUCUUCAGUGGCAGUGGAACAAACCUAGGGUAAAGGUAGCAGUAAUGCUCACAUUGGCGAGCAAAUUGAAGAGGGAUGAGGGCGUUAAAGGAUCCCGUCCAUCUAGCGCAGCCUCGGACUCCACACGGAGAGUGUCUGUGAGGGACAAACUGCUUGUUAAAGAGGUUGCAGAGCUUGAAGCCAAUUUACCUUGUACAUGUAAAGUGAAUUUUCCUGAUCCAAACAAGCUUCACUACUUUCAGCUAACAGUCACCCCAGAUGAGGGUCACUACCAGGGUGGAAAAUUUCAGUUUGAGAUAGAAGUCCCUGAUGCUUACAACAUGGUGCCUCCCAAAGUAAAAUGUUUGACUAGAAUCUGGCAUCCUAACAUCACGGAGAUGGGGGAAAUCUGUCUGAGCUUACUGAGAGAACAUUCAAUCGACGGCACUGGAUGGGCUCCCACAAGAACGUUAAAGGAUGUUGUGUGGGGAUUAAAUUCUUUAUUUACCGACCUUCUGAAUUUCGAUGACCCUUUGAAUAUUGAAGCUGCGGAACACCAUCUGCGGGACAAGGAGGACUUCCGGAAUAAAGUUGAAGAUUACAUUAAACGUUAUGCCAGAUGAUGAAGGAUGGCAGGACCAUAGUUUUGCACCUCCAAGUUGUAUCUGUCACUUAAAAAAAAGAAAGAAAAAACAAAUAUUCCGCAUCCUCCUUCCCCACCCCUUCCAACUCCCCAUCCGCCCCACUGGCUUGUACACGUCCCGUGACCGUGUUGUACUGAAGAAGAAAACCUUCCCAACUGUCCAUUUUACAUGGAGAACUCGCAUAAAUACAGCAAGAACUUGUGUGUAUUUGGUUUAAAAAAGUUGUUUGCUUUAAAAUGUUUACUUUGCUGAA